AUGUUGAAGUCGUUUACUUCAUUUGAGUUUAUUUUCAUGGCACAUUUAUUGCUAACCAUAUUUGAGUACACAUAUGACUUAAAUCAUACUUUGCAAAAGAGGGAUCAAGAUAUUGUUAAUGCAAUAGAUCUCAUCUAUGAUACAAAGACUCAACUACAGUUUUUGCGGGAGGAUGGUGGAUGGGAAGAUUUUCUUAAAACUGUCAAUUCCUUUUGUGACAAGCAUGGCAUCAAAAUUCCUAGUAUGGAUGAUUUUUACAAGCCAGUUGGAAGAGAUAGGAGGUUCUUUCCAAAAGCUAAGAAUCUACAUCGUUUUCAUGUUGACGUGUUCUUAAGUGCCAUUGAUAGGAUACUACGAGAGCUUAAUGACAGAUUUGAUGAGGUAAAUACAAAUUUGCUUCUUUGCAUGGCAUCAUUUAAUGCUGUUGAUUCAUUUGUUGUGUUUGACAAGGAUAAAUUGGUUAAGCUUGCUCAGUUCUAUCCUAAUGAUUUCUCAAGCAUUGAAAUGAUUCAUCUUCCUUUUCAACUUGCACACUUUGUUACUGAUAUGCAUAGAGAUGAAAGGUUUAGAGCAAUGAAAAAUCUUGUUGAGCUAUCCAUUAUGCUUGUUGAAACAAAGAAGAACCUCAACUAUGAUACUGUGUAA
Molecule: messenger RNA, 645 nt
Organism: Phragmites australis (common reed)
Lineage: Eukaryota; Viridiplantae; Streptophyta; Magnoliopsida; Poales; Poaceae
Exons: 1
Coding region: 1-645 (214 amino acids)
Source: RefSeq, a predicted model, not a curated record